Molecule: messenger RNA, 1375 nt
Organism: Punica granatum (pomegranate)
Lineage: Eukaryota; Viridiplantae; Streptophyta; Magnoliopsida; Myrtales; Lythraceae
Source: RefSeq, a predicted model, not a curated record
AAGAAAUUAUCUUCUUCAUCUGGUCAUGUGUCCAGUCAGGGUGCAGUAGGGAGAAUAUCUUACUUUUUUAUUAGACUUUUAGCAUAGACAAUUUAUUCGGCCAAGGUAUCUUCCCUGGUGGCCUUGAGCUCUUCACAGGAAGCCAUGGGAUAGAACAGAACAGCGAAGACACGCCUCGCCGGCAUAGAACACAGUCUAAUGAUGUCGGGUUCUUCUUCAUCUUCUUGGCCAGGCGAUGGGGUCACGGUGGCGAUGGUGGUGGUGGAGUUGUUGGAGCAGGGGCUGAGCACUCUGAGCAAAGCAGCCAUGACCGGAGGCAUGAGCAGCUUUGUCUUCGUCGUCUACUCCAAUUCCCUCGCCGUCUUCAUCCUCCUGCCUGCGUCCCUCCUCUUCUACUGGAGAAGACCUCUUCCGAAGAUCAGACCCGCCAUCAUCUUUUGGAUCUUUCUCCUCGGCCUGCUCGGAUGCUUUUUGCAGCUGUUUAUGUACAUCGGGAUCGGGUACAGCUCUCCCACCCUGGCCUCCGCCAUGAGUGAUCUUACUCCCGCCUUCACCUUCAUACUUGCCAUCAUUUCAAGGAUGGAGAAGGUUGAUCUGGGAGUCCUCAGCAGCAGGGCAAAGUUCGUGGGCACUUUGGUCUCGAUAAUCGGGGCACUCACUUUGACUCUAUUGAAAGGGCUGCCCCUCAUAGAUAAUGGCUCAACGACGACCUUGCAGCAAAUUCUGUUGCCUCAGUCGAGUUGGAUCGUUGGAGCCAUCUUUCUUGCCUCUGCUGCAUUGGUGCUCUCUCUUCUGUACAUUGUUCAGACAUGGAUAAUCAGAGAAUACCCGGCAGAGUUAGUGGUUGCACUCGGCAGUUGCAUCUCAACGGCCAUCAACUCCAGUGUUUUCACCUUGAUUCUGGAGAGAGACCGGAACGCAUGGAGGUUGAAGCCUGGCAUAGAGCUGAUUGCCAUAGGAUACGCGGCAGUUUUCGCAGUGGCGAUUAGGAACGUGGCCCAUACAUGGGCGUGCCGCACAAAAGGGCCGCUCUAUGUUUCCAUGUUCAAGCCCCUCGGCAUGGUCUUUGCUAUAAUCAUGGGUGUCUCUUUGCUGAAAGACACCCUUUAUCUAGGAAGUGUGAUUGGAGCAGCUAUAAUAGCAGUUGGGUUUUAUGCUGUUAAUUGGGGCAAGGCUCAGGAGGAAAGGAUUGUUGCAGAAUGUCGACCGAUCUGUGAAUCUAACCGAGCUCCUCUUUUAAACACGAAGGUGGAUAUACAGUAGCUAGUAGUGCAUUGUCUUGUCUUCUGAAACAGAAAGAAAUUCUGUUGACAUUGUUGUAUGGAUUCCUCUCUCUUUUUUUUUAAUAUUUUUAAAUCGGACAUCACACAACAAA